AUGGAUCUAAGCAACCCAGAAGAAGCUCCGGCAACCUUUGAUUCUAUAGUUCAGAACGCCAUGAAAGAGCGACAGAAAGUUGUAGGCCAUGAAGGUUCUUCUAGAAGGAACCAACAGGGUAGUGGUGGUACUGGAUUUGGGUCAGAUGGGUUCGAUUACCGGCUUAUGGCCGCUACUAUUUCUCCCAGAACAACCCAUAAGAGGAAUUUCAGCAAUUUCAUUGAAACACCUCAGUUCUUAUGUAACCUCUGCAAGCGCUGCCUUGGCCCUGUCCGUGACAUCUACAUGUACAGAGGAGAUAGCGCGUUUUGCAGUUUAGAACAUCGACAGCAGCAGAUUAACCUAGAGGAACGCAAGGAGAAGUGUGCGUUGGCUUCGAAGAAAGAUGCAUCGACUACCGCUGGAUCAAAAUCCUCCCCUUCUAAAGGAGAGACAGUCGCUGCUGCAUAG
Messenger RNA from Telopea speciosissima, 450 nucleotides. RefSeq names its product FCS-Like Zinc finger 3-like. The record is from RefSeq and is a predicted model, not a curated record. The transcript has 2 exons. Bases 1 to 450 code for a protein of 149 amino acids. Lineage: Eukaryota; Viridiplantae; Streptophyta; Magnoliopsida; Proteales; Proteaceae.